Messenger RNA from Seriola dumerili (greater amberjack), 1912 nucleotides. RefSeq names its product hydroxysteroid 17-beta dehydrogenase 3 (gene hsd17b3). Gene Ontology annotation, cellular component: endoplasmic reticulum. The record is from RefSeq and is a predicted model, not a curated record. The transcript is spliced from 11 exons. Lineage: Eukaryota; Metazoa; Chordata; Actinopteri; Carangiformes; Carangidae. Gene Ontology annotation, molecular function: testosterone dehydrogenase (NADP+) activity. Bases 81 to 1010 code for a protein of 309 amino acids.
AGCACUGAACUAAAACUCUCUCUCAUAGCAGAGACAAACACAGAGAGGUUCAAAGCUAGAGUUUUUAGUACCAGAAAAGCAUGGAUUUAAUGGAACUGUUUUUCAUUUCUCUUGGUUCGGCAGUUGUUGUCUACUAUGGAGUGAAACUGCUGCUUUUCACUAGAAUGCUUUUUCCAAACCUGUGGUUUCCACUGUCAAAGACAUUCUUCACGUCUAUGGGAGAAUGGGCAGUGGUGACUGGUGCUUCAGAAGGCAUAGGAAGAUCGUAUGCAUUUGCGCUGGCUGAACAAGGAAUGAGCGUGGUUAUCAUGAGUAGAACCAAAGCAACAUUGGACCAGGUAGCCAAGGAAAUAGGUGAUAAAACAGGACAGAGAGUGAAAGUCAUAGUGACAGACUUCACACAGGAAAAUGUCUUCAGUGAAAUUGAGGGUCAACUUAAGGACCUCAACAUCGGGAUUUUAGUCAAUAAUGUGGGCAUGCUGCCCAGCUUCAUCCCCAGCAAAUUCCUUGAUUUUGCAGAGUUGGAUCAGACAAUUACAAAGGUGAUAAACUGCAAUGUGAAAACUAUGGCCAAGAUGAGCAAAAUAAUCCUUCCAGGCAUGGAGAACAGGGGAAAAGGGGUGAUUUUGAAUAUUUCGUCUGGAGUGGCUUUUAUUCCAUUCCCUAUGUACACCCUGUAUGCUGCAUCUAAGGUGUUCGUGGAAAGAUUUUCUCAAGGUCUUCAAGCUGAAUACAAAGAUAAAGGGAUUAUUAUACAGGCAGUAUCUCCAUUUGGGGUCUCCACUCGGAUGGCAGCUUACCAAAAAAGCAAUUUAGUGACUCUGUCACCAGAAGACUUUGUAAAGAGCUCCCUGCAGUACAUCAGAGCUGGAGACAAAACACCCGGCAGUAUCUAUCACAUAGUCCUGGGCUGGUUACUGCAGACUAUUCCUCUCAAAGUUCUCCAUGCAGAGUCUAUGCAACACGGCCUAAAAGACUAUGUCAAGAAGAGAGCAGCAGAGAGCUCGUGAAAAUGGUAGAAAUUAAUAAACAGGAAGAGUAAUGUGAAGACAUUUGGUUUUAAUUUGGUAAUUGUAAAUUGGUAAUUAUGGUAAUUAUGUUUUCUGUUUCUCAUUUAAACAUAGUGAUGAAUUGUGUAAGUAUUAUUAGUUACUGUAGUAUCCCGUAGUACUUUCUGUUUUAUAGCUUUUGUAACACUGUGGGUAAACCACCUUCAGGAAAGCACCUCGAUGAUGCAAGUUUCCCACAACUUGUAUUUGAUCUUAUUCUCAUUUUUGUUGUUCCAUCUGCUCCAUUUGGUUAUAAGAUAAUAUUUCAAUUUUCAAUAUGAGUUAUACUGUGACUGUAGUUGCUGAUGAAUUGAUGGUGAAUGCCCAGCUGACUUUUUUCCUCAGUGAUAGAAAACAUUUAUGAGACAUAACAAGCCAUGACAUGACAUUUCAUUCACUAACCCAACCCAUGUCAAAUAAAAAAAACCUUUACUUCUAUAAACACGCCAACCCAUACAGUUGGCACUGUCAGUAUGUCUUUAGUCAGGCAUGUCAAUGCAAUAACCUACUUAAUAUUUUCAGACAACAUUUACAUUAAUAUUAAUAUGAAUUCUAAUGUCUUUCAAAGCUGAGUCCUUGUACUCAACAAAUGUGGCUAAUCAUUAAUGCUGGCAGGUUUGUGUGUGUGUAUGUAUGAGAGCGUAUGUGUGAGUGUGUGUGCGUGUAUGUGUGUGUGUGUGUGUGUGUGUGUCCAAUUCCCCAUAGUCAUAAAUCUUUUAGAGGAAUAUGAGCGAUAAUGAGUCUGGCGCCUUAUCUGCUGAACUGAAGGAACUGUCCAGUUCUGUUAGUCACUCCCAUACACAUCAUGUUGUAAGUCAGACAGGCACAUGCGCGCGCACACACGCGCACACACGCGCACACAC